GUAUAAUUGUGAAAAUAUUGUGAGCAGAGAGUAAAAAAUAAAAGGGAUUAUUCAAAAUGCGCUUUGAUUUGAAGGAAUUGCUACUGGUUUCCAUGUCCACCAGUCCGAAUGGAGUCAUACGUCGCCACAAGAGAUUCAACUUCGGUAAAGUGAGCUACUUGGUGCACUAUGAGCUGCAGAGGGGUAAGCUGAUGAUCUGCCAUGUGAAGCGGAUUCGACGCACUCCCUCCUUGGGCAGUCGUCUGCAAAGACGUCGUCGUCUUCUGAAACGGACGUUGCAUGGAGGAAGUGCAUCCACAGUGGUCGGCAAGCGGCCAGUUGCAAGGGGAGAUGGGUGCACUCAAACUUGUCUGCAACACAACUCCAUAGCCGUGGGCGUAGAGGUGGUGAUGGAAAGCACCACCAGCCAAACGCCGCACCAGGAGUGCCUCUGCAGCCAGGUGGACACCGCGGACUUGAUCAGCACCAUCUCCUCGGAAUCCCAGACCCAUGAUCCCGACCAGCAAUUUACGACUAUUGCUGUGGGUACAACGGUGCAGCUGGACAGUAGUGCCAGCCAAACGCGGAUCCAAGAGUGUAUUACCAGUCAUGUGGACACCUCCGAUUUGAUCAUAGCCGUUUCCAAGAAUCAGCAGACAUUCAAUCCCGAACAUGGAACCUUUGCCAGCCAAACAGAUAGUAACGAACUGAACUGUCGCACCAGCCAAACGGAGUUGAGCACCACGACCACCACCACGCAGACCAAGCUGGUCAACGCUUGCCUGGGCAUCCAAGCGACGGUUCACUGUACCGAUGGCUCGGUGCAAACCAAUGAGGACCAACAACACACGAGUACCCAGACCAGCGACGACGAGGAGAUGAUAAUCAAACCACAUGUCCAGGCCCUGUACCUCAUACAAGAAUCUAUCCAGAACCACAGCGAUCUCAUCCAGAACGAGGUGAUGGAAACCGUCAAUCAACUGGUUGAUAUCACCCUGCUCCAAAUGAAGCAAAUACGAAUGGAGCUUGACGUGCUCCGAGAGGCGUCCUUGGAGCCAAUGACACUCAAUUCGUCGAGCCAGAUCGGCGAUGGGCAGUCAAAGGAGAAUCUAAAGGACGAAGCGGACUCCAUGAAUGACUCGUUCAAGUUGAAGCCCAAAUACAAGAUUGCAAGAUUCGCCAUGGACAAGAGGUAUUCCAUUGGAUCCUCGUGGUGCUGUACGAUGAAGUGUAAGGGCUGUGGUCUGCACAUGCACCGCACCAGGCAGCGCGUGGCCAGCGAAAACCAUGAAACCCAAACGGAAGAGGAGGAGACGAAGAGCGCGGUGGGCAUGGACGAGGUGGCCACGCAGACGGCCAAGGAGCGAGCACGCUGGACCCUCAUGCGCAGCUAGAGAGGAUCCUCGAUGUCCUGGCAACUUACCCCAGCAGCCAGGCCGCCGUUCCCAUCCAGCUUGGACUCAUGUUGAUGAACUUGUGCUUGCCGACUGACACUUUUAGCAUGUGGCAAGCGACGAUUUCGAGUAAAAGCAAUCGAAUCAGA
Drosophila mauritiana is the source of this 1522-nucleotide messenger RNA. RefSeq lists its product as uncharacterized. The transcript is spliced from 3 exons. Bases 57 to 1373 code for a protein of 438 amino acids. The record is from RefSeq and is a predicted model, not a curated record. Lineage: Eukaryota; Metazoa; Arthropoda; Insecta; Diptera; Drosophilidae.